AUGUCGAUGAAUCCAACUACCCCGCCCCACGAAGACGCAGACAUGGCGCUGUUUGCGGACGAAAACGGCCAGGAUGCUACACCUCCUCCUCGAGUCGCUGCACGAUUCUACCGGAGCACGAGCUCUCGUCGUAGGGGUUCCGCGAACUCGUCUCGUCGCAGCUCGAUCUCCUCAUUGCACUCCCAUUAUUCGAACCUUUCUUGCCAUGGUGGCCCCCGGAGCACUCAUAUUGCGCAGCACCUACGACGAGCAUCGAUCAUCGAGACACGAAAGGCGCGAUUGGCUGAGAGAGCUGCUCACGCCGAGCAAGUACGUCUGAGAGCCGCUGCAGCAAAGGCCGCGCCCAGGACUUCUCAUACCGAAGAGCGGGCUGCAGCCGCACAAGCGGCGCGGGAGAAGCUGCUGGCCGACAUUGCUGCUAGGUGUGAGGAAGAGGUCCGAAGAGCGAAGCGAAUUGCAGAGGAGAACAAAGAGAGGAAGGCUGCCGAGGAGGCUCGGUUGCGAGAAGAGCUGGCAGAGAAGUUCGCCGGAGCAGCAAGAAGGAAAACCCUAUACCAGAAUUCCGUCAGGAGGCCCCGGACAACGUCCUUGGCUGCAGUUGAAGAAAAGAAGGUCAAUUCCGUUGCUCUGCAGAAGAUGAGUCGAACCAUUGCCGUGAAAACCAUUCAACGGGCCUACCGGGCGUAUCAGGCAAGGAAGAUCAUCUCUCAAUUUUGUGAGCUCAAUGUCAACAUUGCGCACCUUGCCAACGCUUCUUUUGAGGAGGUGACCCGCCUUAUUUCGGAACAAACUACGAUGAAAGCGACUGCGAAACUCCUCAAAAAUCUGGACAUUCUGACGGCAGAAGACGAACCAAGCGGUGAUCGCGGAGUAGUUCGCGUCUUCCUCAGCGCUUACCUGGUCUUGUCUCACCCCAUGCAAGCUCUCAGCUAUGGCGGCGGCCAGCCUCAAGAGCAGGAGCUCAUGGGCAAGGCAAAAGCGCUCAUACAACCAUUCGAAUCAUAUAUUCGCAUGACAUCCUAUGCUGCUCCUGGGAGCAAGGUCAUUAAAGAACAGCAGGACGAGGUCACCUUCGCCUUCAAUGACUUCACCUCUGCAUUCCAUGCCUGGAAGAGCAAAGACGUGUCGGUCUUGGUUGAGGUAAUGAUUGGCUCAUUUGUGAACCUUGACUUGAUCAUCCAGUCGACGAAAGAUGACCAUGCCGGCCGCGUUGGCGAAGACUACUUGACUGCAAUUAGGCAGGAACAGGUCAAGAUCCUAGCCAGGCUGAAGAAGAUCGCUGGACCAGAACAGGCACUAAACAAGAUCAGAUUGGCUGUCAGAAAAGCCCGGAAGCAGAAGUCUCUGGAGAAGAAAGAGCGCAGUGGGGAGGAUCAUGUGCCACGUUCAGUUGCGCCGUCGACGGGCAGCAUAGACUCGACACCCUUGACUCCACCUGCCACUCCCAGACCAGUGUCGCGGACUGAUGCAGCACCAGCUUCCUACAUCACACAGCUGGGCCAGACCAUGACUGUCUUGCCAACCAACCGCGAAAUUGCACAUGAGAUCCAGAUCAACGGCACGUUCGAGGUGCAACAGCAGCCUUGGACGGAAUCAAGGAAGCAUUUCAUAGACGCCUUGAGCAGAAGCAUGCGCGACAGCAUGGCAAAUGAUGCAGGUCCGACAGCGGCUAGCUGGACGCAUGCUAUGGCUGUGUUAAUACGGGAGAAGUUGAUGAGUCUCGUCAGUCAGCGGCACCCGCUUUACGACCGCAUUGAUGGCUUCCUCGACCCUAAACUCAUCGAUCAGCAAUGCCGCAAUGGCGCGUUCUCGUAUGAUUCAUUUUUCGACACUCUUGCAGGCCUUAUCGCACAGCUAUGCUCACCAGGCCGUGAUGAGAUUAUCAAACAGUUUGCUGAGGAUAAGAGUGCCGACACGAUUGAUCGCUUGUUCGCUCUCAUCAACAUUAUUGAUCUGAUGAGCCUGGACCAUAUCAACUUUCAGUUUCGUAUGGCCUCAAAGUCGGUACUCGAACAUGGACAUGAGCACGAGCAUUCCAUGUUCGAGCGGGACUUGGGUAACAACGCACACACCCUGGAGCACACAGCGCGCUGGUGGCGAGCUGCGAAGUCCUCGUUGAACACUUCGUCCCCGAGCGGCAAUUCCAUUUACUCGCGUGGUCUGACUGAUCUCGUGCUGCAGAAUACUCAUCUGCGGUAUUCUCAGCUUCCCGAGACAUUACGUAUUGACUACCUGAGGAUCCUCAAUCUCAGAGCUAAAGCAAUCAAAAUCGUGGCGCUCUCCGCAAUCUUGCUGACUACAAAACUUCGGCUCCAGCGGAACCGUGAGGCUUUGUGGACUGCCGACAAGAAUCGCCUCAUGAGCGUUGACCUACUGAACACCGAUGCGGCCCGUGUCGUCCAACUGAUGGGUACAUCACGCACCAUGCCGGAGCCAGUUCGGGCGGGUCUGCUGAAUUUUGUUCAACGAGUGCUUCCACCGGCAGUUGCGGCGGCACGCAAUGCCGCUGACGCUGAAGCAAAUCGUCAGAUCUGUAUUCAGGAGCAACGUAGCUGGAAUGCGGCUGAUUUGUCCCUGGAUGGCGGCGAUUUCUUCACUGAGCAAAUUGCUACCUACCUCCUCAAGAGUGUACGGGAACAUGUCUACACCAGACUGUCUGCCAGCAGUGCUGCUGACCAAGCCAGGGUGAUGAGUGGAGCCGCCGAAACGCUCGCUCGAGCCGGUAUGCCCGAGUGGGUUGCUGAGACGGGUGAUCUUGUGCGGGUCAUGGAGCGAGUGAGGACUGUUGACCUCAACGCCCACGAGAAGUGGUACGACCAAGUCUCUAGUGAGGUGUAG
Cyphellophora europaea CBS 101466 is the source of this 2838-nucleotide messenger RNA. RefSeq lists its product as uncharacterized. The transcript has a single exon. The record is from RefSeq and is a predicted model, not a curated record. The coding region runs from base 1 to 2838 and encodes 945 amino acids. NCBI's taxonomy places the organism in Eukaryota, Fungi, Ascomycota, Eurotiomycetes, Chaetothyriales, Cyphellophoraceae.